Tetrahymena thermophila SB210 is the source of this 1260-nucleotide messenger RNA. RefSeq lists its product as hypothetical. The transcript is spliced from 8 exons. NCBI's taxonomy places the organism in Eukaryota, Ciliophora, Oligohymenophorea, Hymenostomatida, Tetrahymenidae. The record is from RefSeq and is a predicted model, not a curated record.
AACAAGAAUACUUUAUUAUAGUAAAUAAUUGAAAUUUUAUAAUAACUUAAGCAGUUAAACAAGUAAUUUAUUUCUUAAAGAAUGUCUCGAAGUACUAGAAGUGUUUCAUCAAAAAUUAGUCCACAAAAACAUUUGCUAGAUCUAAGCGUAACUAAUUACUAUGAUUAUGAAUACUUUUAAACUCCUAAAAGCUUUGUUUAGAGCUUGCAAGAAACUCCUAAUAGACUUCCUAACCAUUAUAGGAAAAACUUAAUGUUAAAAAUAUAAGAUUAAUAUGAUAAGUUUGAAAAUAAUAUGAAAAAGAAAUAGAUUAUGCAAGUUUAAUAAAGAAUGAAAGUAAAUGAGUUUGAGUAAUAUAGAGAAAAUAAACUUAAUUGUUUAGAUUAAAAUUUAAGCAAGACAACAGAGUUAAAGGCGAAAAAAAUUGAAACAAAAGUAAAAAAAAUCUCCGAGCAUAAUACCCAUGUUUAGUAAACUCAACAAAAACAUAAAACUGAUAUUAAAUAGGAUAGUAGAGAAAAAGCUAAAAAUAUUAAGUCAUACCAAGAUGAUAUGAGUUAGUUUAUGGAAACUAGAGAAAAAUCUUUUUUUUUAACCUCUCAAACUAGAAAUUUAUCAUAGAUGUAAGAAAGAGAAAAUUAUAAAAAAUAAAAAUAUGACAUUGAGCUUGAGCAGUCAAAUAAAAAAUACCAUUAAUUGACUGAUAAAUUGGAAUCAGGAAAAUAAAAAAGAGAAAUGAUUUUAGCUUAAAAAACUUAAACAGCAGCUAAAGUAGAUUAAAUUUUAGAAUAAAAUUUGAGUAUCCAUGAGAAAAAUUUGUAGAGACACUAGAAUGAAAUGUUAGCAAAAAUGACUGAGAAAUUAGAAAAAAUAAAUAUGACUAAUAUCAUCAAAGAGAAGGCUAAUUAGAUUAUUAUGGAGAAAUAGAAACAAGAAUAAAAAGAAAAGAAUGAAGCUUUACAGAGCAACUAGCAAAAAUUAAGAGAAAAUUAACUUUAACGUGUUAAAAUUUUGAAUUAAAAAUUUAAUUCUCCGGUUAAGCUUUAAAAAUCACCAUCGAAAUUAAAUGUUGAUGAAUAAAUAAUUAAAGUUUUAACCAAUUAUGAUAAAAUAAAGUAGAUGCAAGAAAUAAAGAAUUAGUAGCUAUUACAAAAUCAUUUAGAAUAUACAACAAAUAAUAAAAUUCUUAAAGUAUCUUAUGAUAAAUUAAAUGAUUAUAAAAGAAGAGCUUAUUUCUUAUAAAAGAAAGAUGACAUAUGA